CCUAUGCUAAUAGUUAUUCCUAGUUUCCCCUUUGGCUCGACAGCGUUUCAUUUCUUUGAAGGCUUAAAUUUCAUGCCUUGAGUUUUAAAUCAGCCUUGAGCUUGAACGGUUAAGAUGGUGUGCUCAAUUGUCCUCGCUUUCACUGCUUUUGUAUCACUUACUUUGGCAACUCCUGUAAUUUAUGAUGGCCGCGCCCCCUUCGACUAUACUAUUGAAGACCUGGACAAUUCCCUGAGCCCCUACUUGUCAGUAGUGAAAGGUAGUAUGAAGGCCUCAUAUUAUACUCAGCCCCUUAGGCAUGCGCUCAAUGCUACCCCAUUGUGGUCACCCAAUCUGUCGUCUCCAAUAGAGCAGCCGAUAAGGAUUUCGAUUGACAAUACUUCCGUCUUCGUCCCUGGAGGUGGCAUGCCUCAAAACGGUUUCCGCAGGACGGAGCUCAUCGCGCAAAAAGAUGGGAACCACACCGCCUUGGACACUGUCGCUGAUGUAGGAACCACCGUGUUCCAUGUAUCCAUUCUGGAGGAGUUGGAGAAACCUUUGAAUAUGAGCCAUGAGUACCAGAUCGUCUGGAUUGAGCCUAAUGAUGGAACCCACGUCUUCGAGAUCCAGCUCGGUUCGCCUUUCACCAUCCCCACAGGCACUGCACCUGUCUCUGACGCUCGAUUUCUGAAAGUCCGCAACCAUGCGCUUGACCUUCUGUUUGAGACACCAUUUACCUCCCACGACUGGCAUAACUUCGCGGUCCAGAUCGACUGGACAAGUCUUACCCUUGGCGUCUUUUAUUCAAUUAAUGGAGAACCGCUGAAAGCUGUCACUGGCCUUGUGGAGAAUUCGAGCGCUUCACCCGGUGCAGCUGGCCAAGGCGACUAUCAUUUCGGUGUACUAAAGCUUCCGCUCGCGAAUCCCGACGAAACAACUGCGCAGCAGGGUGAUGUUGUGCAUUUCGGCAUCCAGGAGGGUGAUACCGAGGUGCUGAUAUAUUCGGGUGUCUUCAUUGAGAGUAUCACUGGAGGUGUCAGUGCAGGAUAUGGGAAGACUAUCGCUCCAAUAUCUUGACAGGCCACUGCCCAGUUGAUGUUGCAGAGGUGAAUACUCAAGGCGGAUGGCUAGUAUGAGCGAAUUAAUUCACACUAUAGCAGCAGUGGGUAACUGGUUUCAUAGAGUCGAAAGACCUCAUCUUUCAAUUUUUCUAAAUUCCGGCCCUAAGGUUGUCA
This is a messenger RNA of Suillus bovinus, 1214 nucleotides long. RefSeq lists its product as uncharacterized. Bases 115 to 1056 code for a protein of 313 amino acids. The record is from RefSeq and is a predicted model, not a curated record. The transcript is spliced from 5 exons. NCBI's taxonomy places the organism in Eukaryota, Fungi, Basidiomycota, Agaricomycetes, Boletales, Suillaceae.